CGGAUGCGUGUGGGACGUGGGAUUGAAUUUGAUCCAACGACCACGAGGUAUCUGCUGUAGGUCCACGGGGCAGCCCCACUCUCCCUUAUCUUCUUUUGCUCUGCCUUAUCUUCUCCCACGAUGAAUUUCUUUCAAAUCCUUUCUCUCAUCCACCUCAAAAUCCAUCUCUCUCUUGCUCCCUCACAAAAUCCGACGAGCUCCGGCCGGCCGUUCUCCUCUUUCCUCUUGGAUCCCCAUCCCCCUCCGGCGACGAGCUCCACACACGCCGCAGCCGCUGCAUCCCCAUCGGCUUUCUCCCCUGGCAGUACAUACGGCUGCAGCUCGCACUGCUGCAAGGGGGCGGGGCCGAGAAGGAGCGGAGUCGCUGUUGUGAGGUUGCUGCUGCUAGCCAUCAACGCCAUGGCCGCCGCCUCCCCCUCAUAUGGUCGUGGUCGUGGCGCUGGAGCAGGCGGUGGAAACGAUGGCCUCCGGUGCUACAACCGAUUUUUUUUGCUGGAGAUGACGGUGCAAGUCGACGACGGCAGCGAGCCGGAGACGAGGACGUCGGGAUGCUGCAACCAUGGUGAUGGCGCUCUGGACCCUUCUUGUUCGAGCUGCAACCAUGGUGAGUGGAGGCAGCCAAGGCGAGCACAGUGGCAUGGGUCGCCGGCGAGCGCGGAUGGCCGGCGUGGUGGCACAAGUCACCGGCAAGCUCGGGUAGCCGAGGACAAGCGAGGCGGCCGGCGAGCUUGCACGGAGUGGGGCAUGCGCGCACGCUCACUUUUUCCUGAUCUGCUUUUUCCUAUGUGUGUUGACUUUAUGGGGACGAAGUUAAUUUUAAUCUGACGGUUGAAAAAUACUCUAUCGAACGUACACGCAGCGACCGGCCCAAAAGUUGGCCGGUCCGCCGGCGCCUAUCAGCGCCCUUAUAUUUGUUCACAGAGGGAGUACAGCAUAUACUCACCAGAAACGCUAAAAGCUGAGAGGGCAGAGAUAGGUGCAGUUUUACUGUUUAGCGUUGGAGGACAGGAAUUAGGUGCAUUUUCAUCAAUGUCCUAAAAUGUUGUUGUUUCUAUGGAAACCAAAAUUAAGAUACACUCCUACGAUUGACUAGUACUGAAUUUUUUUUCUUCGUAUAUUACCUCAUUACCUUCAAGAUUUAAGCACAUUAUAAUCUCUUUCCUUGUUUCUAGAAGCAAGAAGUCAUACCCAAGCCUCUAUUGCAGGCAAGGUUUUUGCCCCAACAUUCACCCACUUGUGUGAAAGUGACCCAUGGUGAAUUGUGUACAUGGCACGUGCCCUUUUUUUGGUAUGUGGAUGUGUACAAAUGUCUUGUGUA
Molecule: messenger RNA, 1318 nt
Organism: Triticum aestivum (bread wheat)
Lineage: Eukaryota; Viridiplantae; Streptophyta; Magnoliopsida; Poales; Poaceae
Exons: 2
Coding region: 121-825 (234 amino acids)
Source: RefSeq, a predicted model, not a curated record